UCGGCGCUCGAUCCCCCAGUUCGCAUCGAGGGAAACGAGCGCUACGGCCGCCGCCGCCUACCCGCCGGAAACAAGGCAGGCGCGCCGCCGCCGGACCCGCCUCACCGGCCCAGUACUAGGCGCCGGACCCAUCCUCUCCCCUGCUGCUGCCUCCUGCCGCCUCCCCCCUUCCUCCUCUGGACAUCGACGCCGCCGGCCAUCCCUCGGCCUCUUCUGGACAUAAACGCCGGCCGUCCAUCCCUCUCCUUCAAGCGAACCAACCACCGGUGCUCUCCUUUCCUACAGCCCACGUCUCACAUUCCUACAUCUUUGGAAAUGCAUCCUCAUCUAACCCUACAUAGGCAUCCUAUGUGUGCUGAGAUUAUCGAAGAAUUCCAGAAGUGCCAUGUGGAUCACCCCAUAAAAAAAUUCUUUGGUGAAUGCACAGAUCUUAAGAUUAAGCUUGAUAGGUGCUUCCGGCAGGAGAAAGCUGUGAAGAGAAAGGCAAACUUUGAAGAGAGCAAGAAAUUUAAAGAAAGGUUGCAGGCUUAUAAAAAGGAAAUGGCUGAGAAAGAAAAUGAAUCAUAGAUUCGAAUGGAGGACAUGGAUCUUCACUGAAUUCUUUUUUGCUGCAAUCCUGCGGCUUCAACUUUGUGAAACGAAGUUCCGGACUUUUCUUUACUUCAUGUUUACAUCAAAUAUGUACUGUUAUAAGAUUACAGCUGAGGUCAUAUAAUCUAUUUAGAAGUUCAUAUUUCCUUCUGUGGCUGAUGCUAUUCAUGGUUAGUCCAUUUCCAUCAUAUAUAGACAAUAAGUCUUGCUCUAAGCUGGUGUUGUACUGUAAAAACUUAUGUAUGAAAUCUUCACAACUAUGAAACGAUCGACAAGUAAAUCCAGUCUAUUUUCUGGUA
Hordeum vulgare subsp. vulgare (domesticated barley) is the source of this 890-nucleotide messenger RNA. RefSeq names its product COX assembly mitochondrial protein 2 homolog. The coding region runs from base 316 to 567 and encodes 83 amino acids. Lineage: Eukaryota; Viridiplantae; Streptophyta; Magnoliopsida; Poales; Poaceae. The transcript has 4 exons. Gene Ontology annotation, cellular component: mitochondrion. The record is from RefSeq and is a predicted model, not a curated record.